GUAGGUGAAAAGCUGGGGAAAAUUUUAGCACUAUUUCCAACCAUGUACCUAUCAGGUGGUACUUGCGUUACACUUAUUAUGAUCGGAGGUGGAACUAUGAAGAUUUUCUUCCAAACUAUUUGUGGUUCUAAUCAUUGCCAUUUAAUCUCUCUAAGUACAAUAGAGUGGUACAUUGUAUUCACUGUUUCAGCCAUAGUUCUUGCUCAGCUUCCUAAUUUAAAUUCCAUUGCUGGAAUUUCUCUAAUCGGUUCAAUCUCAGCAGUGACUUAUUGUACCUUGACAUGGGUAGUUUCUGUUGUCAAAGAAAAGCCAGAAGGGGUUUCUUUUGAACCUGUUGAAAAUAUAUCUGAUUUGGGAAGAGUUUGUAGCAUUUUGAAUGCUAUUGGAAUGAUAGCUUUUGCUUUCAGGGGACAUAAUCUUGUCCUUGAGAUUCAGGGUACAAUGCCUUCUAGCUUAAAGAACCCAUCUCAUUUGCCCAUGUGGAAAGGAGUCAAGUUCUCAUAUUCUAUUAUUGCUUUGUGUUUGUUUCCACUGGCAAUUGGAGGCUACUGGGCUUAUGGAAACCUGAUGCCAAAUGGAGGGAUAUUGAGUGCAUUGGACAAGUAUCACAGAGAAGACACAUCAAAAGUAAUUCUAGGAAUAACAAGUUUACUGGUGGUAGUCCAUAGCCUUACAUCAUUCCAAAUUUAUGCAAUGCCAGUUUUUGAUAAUUUGGAGUUUAGGUACACAAGCAACAAGAAGAAACCCUGUCCAUGGUGGAUUAGAACAGGGUUUAGGGUAUUUUUUGGAUGUCUAGCAUUUUUCAUAUCAGUGGCACUCCCCUUUUUGCCUAGUUUGGCUGGUCUAAUUGGGGGAAUUGCUCUGCCAGUUACCUUGGCAUAUCCUUGUCUGAUGUGGAUAAUGAUCAACAAACCUAAGACAUACACUUCAAGUUGGUAUGUUAAUUGGUCUCUUGGAAUUUUAGGCUUGGUUCUAAGUGUUCUUUUGGUAUUUGGUGCUAUCUGGUCUAUAGCAACUCAGGGUAUGGAUGUUCACUUCUUCAAGCCACAAUGAUGACCAAAAUGGUUCAGAAAAUUGAUCAAAAUCUAACCAGCACUGGACAGGAGAUUAACUUUAUUGGUUAAGAAAAGGGGAAAGGGCAAAAUGAACCUUACAGCAGCCAACAAAGGGGAAAGUUGCAAACU
This is a messenger RNA of Nicotiana tabacum (common tobacco), 1184 nucleotides long. The record is from RefSeq and is a predicted model, not a curated record. NCBI's taxonomy places the organism in Eukaryota, Viridiplantae, Streptophyta, Magnoliopsida, Solanales, Solanaceae.